ACCUAACCCCUCUCAGCCGCACCAAGGGUCUCUCCUCUCACUCUUGCUCGAGCUCAGGCGGCUGGCGGCCGGGACGGAGGACAGAGGGAAGUACUUCUCCUUCUUCCUUAUUUCUCAUACCGAAAUUCUUGAUUGAAGACUGGAGAACUAUAAACUGAUUGUUUCUUUUUCCGGCCAAUGUCUUUGCAAAUGUAGAGAAAAAAAAAAAAGCGAGGAAAAUGUGAAGCAAUUUGAAAUGAAGAGGAACCGAGACAUCCUUCCAGUUUCGGGGAACCAAGAUGGGAAGCAAAUCCACAAAGAUCCGCUGAAGGGGAGACAAGAGGAAGUGAAAAUCAGUUGGCUUUGGCUGUUGCUUCGACUUCAAUUCCAUCUGAGAAUGCACCACCUCGGCCUCGACCCCAACUGCAAAGUGAAACACAAGGAAAAUGGCAGUAAGAAAAUGGCCUGUGAUGCUGAGCUUCUUCCACAUGAUCCUGGCAAAAGGAUAUCUAUCGCGAUGCAUUCUAUGAAUUAUCAAGGAGCUCCACAGAAGGUCCAUGCUCAAAGGGCCAUGUCAACCCUAUCACCAUUAUUUUCUGGGGAAGCCCGCCGGUGUAUAUCCUACAAAAUUAAGGGGAACUUACAGACUGUACAUACCGGAGUUGGGUAAAGAAAGUAAAGAAAAAAAUUUACAGGAACAGAGAUUGUAACCAGUCAAGGAGAUGUUGAACAAAAGCUGCCUUGACCCUAAAGCGAUGGAUGUGCAAAUCAUUUUGGAAACUUCUUAUUUGCAGUCACUUCAAAUUUUGCCUGUGGUACACUUGUAAGUUGCAACAACUCUGAAGACAAGUUCUACAUUGAUGAAGCAUCUUCAAUAAAGAAUUGUUAGAUUCUAUCCAAGUUCUUCAGGGCUGGCAUUAUCAAGUUGUCACUAAUCACUAUUCUACUUGUUCAACAGCCUUGUUGUUCCUCACAGACACUCCUCUUUUAACCUGGUAUGCUUGUAGUUGUAACAGUUCCAAAGACAAGUUCUACAUCGAUGAGGCAUCUUCAAUGAAGAAUCGCUAGAUGAAAAGAAAUUUCUAUCCAAACUCUUCAGGGCUGGCACUAUCAAAGUUGUCACUAAUCAGUUGCUUGUACCCACAGUGUUUUUUUUAUGUUAAUGUCAUUGUUCUACUUGUCCAAGAGCCUCGUUAUUCUUCCCGGACACCCAUCUUUUGUUCUGUCUCUAGUAAAAAAAAGGAAGAUGACCGCGUAGUCAAAUAUAUUACACGUAAGUAAAAUUUCUCCAAACAUUUUGCCUGCACAGAUUAUUAAUUUAACAAUCAAAAACUUUUCUACAGCUGCAGAAAUAUCACUGCUGGCGGUAUCUGACGAGUCCCAUUGACUUUGUGUCCAAGUAGUUGUCAGUUCCUCCCCUCCUCUGCAUUGAAAAGCAAAGUAUGCGGAUGAUAUGAACUGGCAUCUUCCUCUUUCUUGACAAGGUUGCAGGAAGCUAUAGGAACCAUUUAGCCAUGACAAUACCUAACACCAACAGCAUGUUGAGUUUUUCCUGUAUGGUGUCUGCAGCUAUUGUCAUCCUAGGCAGAACCUGCAGUUGCUUGCACUUCACUUUCCCCAGUUUCAACCCAGGCAACAGGGAUGAUUUCAGCUUCAGCCCAGGCUCAGCAAUCUCAAACAAUUCCCUGCAAAUCACGCCGAACGCCGGAAACAUGAGCCACCGGUCGGGAAGAGUGGUCUACGCAAGGGAAACCCUCAAGCUGUGGAAUAGCAAGCGUACAGCGCUCACGUCGUUCAGGACAGAGUUCGUGCUCAACAUCCUCCCGCAGAACGGGACUGCCGGAGAAGGUAUGGCCUUCAUGCUCACAAACAAUCCAUCCUUGCCCAGCGACAGCAGCGGCCAGUGGCUGGGCAUAUGCAACAGCCAGAGAGAUGGCGCCAAGACAAACCGAGUAGUUGCCGUCGAAUUCGACACCAGGCAGAGCUAUGCGGAUGAAUUUGACGGCAACCAUUUUGGCUUCGACUUCAACAGCAUCAAAUCUUUUCGGCAAUACCCGCUCAGUAAUCAGUCCAUCAUCCUCGCAAGUGGAUCUGAUGUAUGGGUCAGUAUGGCAUACAAUGGUACAACAGGAUUGUUUGGAGUAGAUCUAGUCCAGCACAGCACAAUAGGAGGGCAGCUUAAAUCCAGCGGAAGUUUGAUUGUUAAUCUAUCACACUAUCUGGCAGACGACAUAUAUCUGGUGUUUGCAGGUUCCACGGGCGAUUUCACCCAACUGAAUCAGAUAAAGUCCUGGAACUUCACCACAGUAGAAAAUGAUGCCACAGUCGGAAUAAGAGUUGGAAUAAAGGUGUUCUUGGCUAUUGCUGCUUUGGUUAUAUUUUCUACCUGUUUGGUUGGUGUGUUCUUCAUGUGGAGAAGGUUGACACGUCAGAGAAGGCUCGCCAACCGCAACCUGGAGAAGAUGAUCGACGCACAUGGUCCGGUCAAAUUUAAGCUCAGGGAGCUGAGGCGUGCGACUGCCAACUUCAGUCCUACACGUAAGCUCGGCAGAGGCGGCUCUGGCACCGUUUACCUCGGCCACAUCAAUAGGAUGAACUUGGAGGUGGCCGUGAAGCGGGUGUCAAUGGGCAACGCCGAUUCCAACCGAGGAGAGCAGGAGUUCGUCGCGGAGGUGAACACGAUCAGCAAGCUGUCCCACCGCAACCUCGUCAAGUUGAUCGGCUGGUGCCACGAGGGAUCCGAGCUGCUCCUGGUGUACGAGUACUUUCCCAUGGGCAGCCUGGACAAGCUCUUGUAUGCCAGUGCCAGAGAGAGCAACUCGUCGUCGGAGAUUAGCGCUCUUGAGCUCACAUGGGAUCGGCGGUACAAGAUCAUCUGUGGGGUGGCAUCGGCGCUGGACUACCUGCACCACGGGAGCAGCAAGAGGGUCCUGCACAGGGACGUCAAGCCCAGCAAUGUGAUGCUCGACGAGGACUACAACGCGCGGGUGGGCGACUUCGGGCUUGCCCGCGUCAUCCAGUACGACGGGAUCACACACCACUCCACGCAGGCGGUGGCCGGCACUCGCGGCUACAUGGCCUACGAGUGCUUCUUCACCGGCCGUGCCAGCCUCGACACGGAUGUGUACGCGUUCGGUGUCUUCAUCAUGGAGGUGGUCAGCGGGAGGAGCCCCAGCAGCGCCGUGAAGUACGAGUACAUGCACGACAGCGACCACCGUGGCAUGGAGGAUUACUCGAGCGACGGGCACCCCUUGACGAUGCACAUCGUGGACUGGACUUGGAGUCUAUACGGCGAGGGGAAGGCCUUGCAUGCUGCCGACCGGUUGCUCGACGGCGAGUUCGAGCAGACGCAGGUGGACUGUGCGGUGAGGCUAGCGUUGGCGUGCUGCCACCCGAACCCGAGGGAGAGGCCGUCCAUAAGAACGGUGGUGCAGGUGUUGAUCGAUGGUGCCCCGGUGCCGGAGCCGCCGGUUAAUAAGCCUGCUUUUGUUUGGCCUCCGGGAGGCAAUCAGCGGGAAAUUGAGCUGCCGGACGUCGGGUUGCUGUUCACCGGAGGGGCUAGGCAGCAGAACAGUUUCUGCUCCAUGACCUCCACUUCCCUCACGGCGAGGUGACAGGUGAGCAUCGUGGAUAUAGUUUUCAAGAAGCUGUUCAGAGAAGAUACCUAGCACGAUGACCUCCACAUGAUCCCGGCAAAAGGAUACCAAGGCCCAUACCAACUCUGUCACCAUUUUCUUUUUGGUAAGGAAAAUAUCAAUCGAAAAAACGCUUCUUCAA
Molecule: messenger RNA, 3756 nt
Organism: Triticum urartu
Lineage: Eukaryota; Viridiplantae; Streptophyta; Magnoliopsida; Poales; Poaceae
Source: RefSeq, a predicted model, not a curated record